CUGGACUGUGCACUCACCCUUGGGGAGCAGCUUUAUUUGGGAAAUCAGAAUUUAUGAAUCUGUGGUAAGCACGGAGAAUUGGAUACUUUGUGUUGGUGUUGCUGGAUGAUGAGUUUGGUUUGGCUGUGUGCUUUGGACUGCUGGGAGGGAUGAAGGAUGCCUAAAGCUCCAUAUUCCAAAACCCUUGGUGGGGCUGUGUCUGAGUGCAGCCUUAUGCUUCAUACAAAGGGCUGCCUUUGGAGCUGCCCUGAUCUGCCAGGGAGAUGCCAGUCUGUGUCCUGCUUGUGUCCUGCCUGGGGCCCUGGUGAAAAGUCAGGCAGAUGGUGAUGGUGCCUGGGAAAAGCACUCGGCUGCCAUCCAGAGCUAUUUGCAGAGCUGCCGUGGGGUCUCAAGUGACUCUGAUGUGUGUGUCCCCUCUCCUGGGGGAGCUCAGGACAGGGACUGUGGUUGGGGACCUUACUCCAGAGAGACUGUCAUCCCUUCAGCAUUGUGAAAAGCUGGAACUCAGCAAAGGGCUGGUACCCAUGGGGAUGUGACUACCCAAAGGAAUUUUGUUUUUAGUCCAGGCCAAGGAAGCAGGAAAAUGUGGCAUCAGUGGGGAUUGUGUGGGGCCAAGCAGCCAGGGACCAGCAGCCAAGGGUGCUGAGCUGUGGGCAGGCAGAGGAGGCUCAGCCACACCACUGAUCUCUGCCACCUUCCAGCUGUUUCGUUUCUCCCACAGCAAAUUCCAGUGUGUGCAAGUGAUGCUCAGCCAGGCAUUUUUCCUGCCUAGGCAACACUCUGAGCUCCAGCAUGGUUUGCCAUAUCCUUCCAGCCCCCUCCCCAUCUUGCUGCAGGGAAGCUCAGCCACUUCCAAGAGCUCCGACUGCCUCCAUCCUCCAUCUCUGGGCACUUUCCUGGCCAAAGAGCACACAUAAACCAUAAAUCCCCCUGCUGGGUCUGAACGCAGUUACAGGACUGGAAAUACAGGUUCUAUUUCCCAGGGGGCAGAGGAAGGCUUGGCUGGUGCUGGAGUCGGCAGCCCCAGAAGGCACGGACAUGGAUGCCAUUCCAGAGGGCAUCUCUGCUGCUGAACCUCCUGCAGCCACACCUGGAGAGCAGCGGUGUCACAGCUCUGUGCUGGAGCCCUGCAUCCUGGAAUCCCAGUGGUGUGAGCAGGGAUGGGAGAGAUGGGAUGGCCCUGAGAUUAGCCCAGAUGUGGGAGAGAUGAGAUAUUCCAGGGAAAAUAGAUCAGGGAGGGCUCAGGGCUCCUGUUCAUGAAGUGAUGCCUGUAAAGGCUGAAGACCUUGGGCAGCUAUAGUGCAUGGACUCGUAUGGAGUUUUAUGGGACGGGGUUUUGGGUAACACAACAUCUGUCUCCAGGGAUUUCUCCCACAUUCCCAUGCUUGGGCUUUUGCCAAAUGAAGUGCAGUAUGAACUGGGCCCCAGUGGCUGGUGUAGGAUGUGGGGGGCUGCAAGCAGCCGUGGGGAGCGGGAGGCCUGGCAGCCCAGGUGAGACACAGGCACCAUUGAACCGGCUCGACAUAACAGCUGCUGCUCCGCUUCCCUCCCGGCUUCCCUGCCCCACCCGGGGCCCAGCUCAGCACCGCUGGGGCUGCAGCAGGUGGGGUAAACCUCCCAUCCUGGGCUGCUGGGCUGGGAGUGGGAGCUGCCAUCCCUACUGUCCCGGCGUGGCUGGGUGAGAUUUGGCAGCACCGAGGACUCCGUCCCCACACUCUGUGAGGAGUCUGUUAGUCUGUGGGGGUGAGCAGCUCCUCCUCUCCCCACCCAUGUGUCCGGAGGGAUGUGCCGGGGCUCUGCCCGCCGUCCAGCGCGGCCGAGCCGCUGGCAAACCCCAGAACCGCGGGGGCCUCGGUGUGGGGUGUAGUGGGGCAGGUUUCCACCCUUCAGCCUCUCCCUCCUCAUCCCGUGCCCGGGCUGGGCAGGGAAGCGGCCGGGGCACGGCCUCGGGGGUGGCAUCGGCCGGGGAGGAGGAGGAGGAAGAGGAGGAGGAAGGCGGGUGGGGCAGCGGCUCCUGCUGGCCCCGCGGCGCCGGGACCCGGCGGACGGAUCAUGGGCGGCCCCGAUGGGACGGAGGGGAGCGAGACCCCGGAGGGGAGCGGGGAACCCCCGAGGAGCAGCGGGGAACCCCCGAGGAGCAGCGGAGAUCCUUUGGGGCUGCCCCAGGACUACGAACUGUCCGGCAAGGUGAUGUUACUUGGAGACUCGGGCGUGGGGAAAACCUGCUUCCUGCUCCAGUUCAAAGACGGGGCUUUUCUCUCCGGGACGUUCAUAGCCACCGUGGGCAUAGAUUUCCGGAACAAAGUGGUGGUCGUGGAUGGUGUGAAGGUGAAGUUGCAGAUCUGGGACACAGCAGGACAGGAACGUUUCCGCAGCGUCACCCAUGCCUACUACCGGGAUGCCCAAGCCCUGCUCCUGCUCUACGACAUCACCAGCAAGAUGUCCUUCGACAACAUCCGCGCCUGGCUGACGGAGAUCCAUGAGUAUGCCCAGAAGGACGUGGUCAUCAUGUUGCUGGGCAAUAAGGCUGAUGUGAGCAGUGAGAGGGCUGUGAGGACAGAGGAUGGAGCAUCACUGGCCAGAGAGUACGGAGUGCCUUUCAUGGAGACGAGUGCCAAGACAGGCAUGAACGUGGAGCUGGCCUUCCUGGCCAUUGCCAAGGAGCUGAAGCAGCGUGCGGUGCAGUCGCUGGAUGAGCCCCGCUUCCAGAUCCAUGAUUACAUCGAGUCACAGAAGAAGAAACCCAGCUGCUGUGCCUUCUCCUGAGGGUAGCCCAGAGGAGCUGGCAGGCCUGGGGGCCAAGGCAGGAGGCAGAGCAAGGCCCAGUCCUGCCCUCAAGCACUGGAGGGAACCAAGCUCUGACAAGCCAAGGUGGAUGGGGCAGUACAGUGGAGCAGAGUGCAUGAGGAGAGCCCUUGUCCUGAUGCCAAGAUUCAAAUCCUGCUGCCCUGCAGAGCAAUGACCUGUGUGCCACCAUGGAAAUCACUAUGGUGUGGUGACUGCCAGCCGUGGUGAUCCAUCACCUCCAUCACAUGAGCAGGCCACAGCCACACACCUCACUGAGGGACCCUUGGAGUGGCUGGAGGGGCUGUGCCAUGGAUGAGCCCCCUUGGAGCCCCCGGUCCUGUCCUCCCCUGCAGCUAUUCCUGCUCACAGCACUGCUGUUGUUCAACUGGAAGGGCCUGGUCCAGUCCCCAUGUCCCUGGUGCUGCCAGGCUCUGGCUUCCCUCCAAGGAACCUCAACUCUGCCCCCUUGGGCUGCCCCACACCCUGAUGUCCACGCUCACUCGGCUGUGGCUCUUCAUUUCUGCAGUUGUUGCCAAUGGCUUUUAUCCUCCUGCCACCACAAAGGCAAUGAUGUCCCCAUUGUAUCCUGGUGCUGCUUGAGGGAAAGGCUGGAAGGGUCCAGUCAAACCUGCUCCCUGCCCACACAGCUGAUGUGAGAAGUAAAAUUCCCCUGGGAGCAUCCGAGCAAUGCUUGGGGCAUUUCUGGUACACAGCAAUUUGGAAAAACUUUGCUUCCUCCAUGUUGUAGCCACAGAAAUUAGAGAAUUUAUUUUUUUAACAAGAAAAGGCUUUUUCAUUUCAAUGCCUACAGACUAAACCACUCCAGCCUCCUGCAGGAGAUGCCCAUGGUGGCAUGGGUGAUGGUCCAGCCCCACCACCUCCCAGGCCAGGCUGGGUUUCUCCCCCAUCACUGCCCAUGUAAUACAACUAUGCCUUCCUGCUGCUGGCAAUUAGCAGCUGGAACCCGUUUUCUGCAAACCAGAUGCCUGAGAGCCUUCAGCUAGCAAACACUGCUCUGUUGGGGCUCAGGAACAUCCCUAGUGCUCAGCCCAGCUCUGUUGCUACCUCGAGCACUCUGUCCACUCCCCUGAGCACUAUCCAGAGAGGUCAGGGAGUAUUUGGUUGUGUAGCUGAAGCAUUGAUGCAGAGAGCAGCUGUGGAGGGUAUGGCACUCCUGCACGUAGGAGUCAGGGACUGUCCACCACAUCUGUCCCCAUCAGCAUCUUCCCUGGCCCUGUGCCUGACUGCUCGUGUCUUGCCUGCCCUGGUGCCUCCUUCACCUCUGCUCUGCCCCAGGGUCUCUUGUUUGCAAGUUUACAGAUUAAAGCUGAGUAUUUUUGAGGCUUUGCA
This is a messenger RNA of Parus major (Great Tit), 4137 nucleotides long. It is a transcript of the gene RAB37, whose product is annotated as RAB37, member RAS oncogene family. Gene Ontology annotation, biological process: Golgi vesicle fusion to target membrane; cellular response to insulin stimulus; protein localization to plasma membrane. The record is from RefSeq and is a predicted model, not a curated record. The coding region runs from base 2053 to 2766 and encodes 237 amino acids. Gene Ontology annotation, cellular component: trans-Golgi network transport vesicle; endosome; plasma membrane. Gene Ontology annotation, molecular function: GTPase activity; GTP binding. Lineage: Eukaryota; Metazoa; Chordata; Aves; Passeriformes; Paridae. The transcript has 9 exons.